GCCGCCGCCGCCCCCAGCCCACACCCACACCCACACCACAACCAACCCGUACACUACACUACCCGACACUACACAACAACAGCCAGCAUCUUCACCCGAGUAUCCAUUGACGGGCGCGACACCCAGCAAAUACGGUUUUAUCGGCCGAGUAUCGACAGAGGACGCAUAGUGUACACAAUCAUUACCGUACGUUUUUGCCCUCCAGUCCAGUCCAGACUCCUUGGCUCCGACCUCCAUCCAUCCAGCCUUGGCCCAGACCAGAUACCAGCCCCAGAGGUUAGGUAGCCUCGAGCGACGGGAGUGGGAGACUUGGUUAGUUGUUGGCAAGUCAGUGUGAGAGUGGAGGAACAGCCGGGUGCCACCCAGCCAGCCCGGCCACGGCAACGGCACACUGCUCCUAUUCCCACCACCACCACCAUCAUCGAGUCUAUCUCCAGUCUCACUCUUUCUCUCUUUGGAUCAGCUGCUAGUGCGGCGCAUUGUAUCUUAUCUGAUCGCGUUCUCAUUCUUGUCCCUCCCUGACCUGUUCUUAUCACAAAAGACCAAGCUCCUCUUCCAGCCAAGGCUUGUGCUUCUAAAGAUCACUACAUGCGAUUAGACAACCGUUAACUUGCGUCGAUCGUCGAGCUUACCUCCUGCCCCCCUUCUCAACUCAACCCCCCCUCCGGGAAGAACUGAAACGGAGCCCACCCGACUACCACUUACACCGACCGACGUCACCUUUCUCUGCCCGAGACGAUCGACGGUUCAGCGAGCACUCACCGCGCGCGUCAAACAUCCCCGCGGCACUCCACGUGCGGUCCCUCCUUGCGCUGCUACGACUACUACACUAGCUCGUGCCCCCCCGCUGCGUGCUGUGCUGUUGCGCUGCUGUCGUUGCUGGAUGGCCGUCUGAACGUCUGGCACCAUCCCCCGCCAACGGCAGACGCUUAGGACACUGCAUCCAUGCCCGAAGAAGAGAUUGCUGUGCUCCAUGCCAACUUUGCUUUUCCACCACCCGACAACAUCGACUACCCGAACCUGGUCGACCCAGAUAGCUGUUUCACGCGCGACCCUCGCGCCCGACCCCACAACCUUCACAGGCCUGCUCGCCAUUCGUCGUCGCUAGAUGGCAGAUGGUCACCGCUAUAUGCAGCAGUCCUUCUCGACCCCUCUGCCCACCCAGUUCGCCUCUAACAACAACCUCGCGACGGGACUCCUCCUGAAUUCCCUGCUCAACCAGUUUAUCGCCGACCCCUCCGCCGCCCAGCAGCAAGCCGCCGCCCAAGCCAACCCCGCCCAUAGCUCUGCGACCCAGAUUAAUCGAGGCAUGUACGGCCAGAACCACCCGCAGGGGCACAACCCCCGACUCAAUGGCGCCGCGCCAGGCCGACAACCAAACAUGCCCAUGUUCUACAACCAUGUACCACAGCAAGGCCAUCCACACCAGGGGCACAAUGCGCACCACCAGGUCCUCCAGGCCGGCCACUCGGGGCACGGCGCGAGGAACGACCUGAUGAGCCAUUCGACCUUCUCGAGCGGCAUCAUGGGCAACGCCAGCCCUUACACCACCAACAAUCUCCAGAACGGCCACUCGGUCGCCGCUAGGGGCGGUCCGGCUGAGCAACCCGCCAACGAGCAUUGGCAAAAGCAAAUGCGCCUAAAGGAAGAGUCGGAUCGCGCACAUUCUGCAAUGACGGAGCAACACCAACCCCACUACUACGCGCGGCUUAAGGCGCCCGAAAAUAAGGGGAUAGGAGGCUCCCUGACUGCGGGUGGCGCAAACGCCUCGGGUGACUCCGAGGAGGAGGUGAGGAGAAGACCCUACCAAGUGGAAAAGAGGAAUAGACGACAAGACUGGCACAACCUGGACAUGAGUGGUCAGGGCCUGCGCGCUCUUUCCUCGGCGCUGUUCAGCUAUGACUUCUUGGUAGAGCUCUAUAUCGCCUCCAAUCGAUUAACGUUCCUCCCCGCCGAGAUUGGCAAACUGCGUCACCUCAAGAUUUUAGAAGCGUCCAACAACCUACUAUCCGAGCUUCCCCCGGAGAUUGGCAUGUGCACCAGCCUCGAGAAACUGCUUUUAUUCGACAACCAAAUCCGAGAUCUGCCCUACGAAUUGGGCUCCCUUUACAAGCUGGACAUUCUUGGUAUUGAAGGAAACCCAAUUAACCCGGGUCUCAGGGAAGAGAUCGUGGAACGUGGAACAAAGAGCUUGAUCAAUAGCCUACUUGAACAAGCACCAGUUCCUCUUCCUCCCAGUCCUAGGAAACCCAUCGUCGUACAAGAAGACGUAUCGCCCAGUCUCGAGCGGAUCAAGGUGAUGACCUGGAAUAUCCUAUGCGACAAGUUUGCCACAACCAAUAUGUAUGGUUAUACGCCUACGGGAGCGCUCUCCUGGGAAUACCGAAAGGAGAGGAUUCUCCAGGAAAUACGGGACCGGGAUGUGGACAUGUUGUGUCUGCAGGAAAUUGCUACGGACGUGUUCAGGGAUUUCUUCAGCCCGGAGCUGGCUCAGAAUGACUAUAAGGGUGUGCACUGGCCACGGCCCAAGGCCAAGACCAUGAACGAGAAGGAUGCGGCAGCAGUAGAUGGAUGCGCCAUCUUCUACAAGGGAAGCAAGUGGAUCCUGCUCGACAAGCAGCUUAUCGACUACGCCAACAUUGCCAUCAACCGUCCGGACAUGAAGAACCAGCACGAUAUCUUCAACCGAGUCAUGCCCAAGGACAACAUCGGCAUCAUCUGCUUCUUCGAGAGCAGGCGCACGGGCGCGCGCGUCAUUGUCGCCAACACGCAUCUGGCAUGGGAGCCAACACUAGCCGACGUCAAGCUUGUCCAGACGGCUAUUCUUAUGGAGAAUAUCACCAAGUAUGCCGAGAAGUAUGUCCGCUGGCAACCCCUAAAGGACAAGCGCGGCAUCCAGAUCCCGCAAUCCGUCUCUGUCGAGAGCGACAUUCCGAAACCCGAAAUGCCCGAGCCGGGCCCCUCGCAGGAGUACCGCUCCAACACGGACAUUCCCCUCAUCGUCUGCGGCGAUUACAACUCGACGCAGGAAUCCUCGGUUUACGAGCUUUUGUCCAUGGGCCGCGUCACGCCCGAGCAGUCCGAUUUUGGCGGCCACCAGUACGGUAACUUUACGCGCGACGGCGUCGCCCAUCCAUUUAGCAUGCGGUCCGCGUACGUCCAUCUCAAUGGCACGCCCGACGAGCUGUCCUUUACCAACUACGUGCCCGGAUUCCAAGAAGUCAUUGAUUAUAUCUGGUACUCGACCAACACGCUCGAAGUGGUGGAGUUGCUUGGGCCUCCCGAUCAGAACCAUCUCAAGAGGGUGCCGGGUUUCCCUAACUACCAUUUCCCCGCGGAUCAUAUCCAGAUUAUGGCCGAGUUUGUGAUUAAGCAAAGGAAGGGCGAGAAGGUCAAGGUUAUUCAUGGAAGUGGUGGCGGCGCAUCAGGUCAGCAGCAGCAGCAGCAGCAACUGGAAGGUGGACAGGAUUUUGGAUCUGGUUCCAAGUAGCAAGCUGGGUGAUUGGGUGUAGUGUGGAAGGAAUGGAAUGGACAAAGGAGUGAUUGAUUUUGUGCUUGGAAGUUGUGUAAAUGUGAUGUGGAUGAUACGUACGUACGAUAGAGGAAGAGAUGGAUGGAUGGAGUUGGGAGGAAGUUGCAAGAAGAAAGUAGGUUUGGUUUGGUUUGGUUUGGUUUGGUCUUUUUUUGCAAGUGGAGACUUGACUUACUUCGUUCGGAGCAAUGAAUGAACUUUCUCGUGAUGUUUGUUUCAAUCCAGUUUUCAAGUUCAGUGUUCAGUCUAUAUCGACGACAAGCGACUGAACGGAAAUGUCUGUUGAAGUCUAUUCUAUAGUUUGAAGCGGUAGUUUGGC
This is a messenger RNA of Neurospora crassa OR74A, 3851 nucleotides long. RefSeq names its product glucose-repressible alcohol dehydrogenase transcriptional effector (gene ccr4). The transcript has 3 exons. Gene Ontology annotation, cellular component: nucleus; CCR4-NOT complex; cytoplasm. The record is from RefSeq and is a predicted model, not a curated record. Bases 1109 to 3490 code for a protein of 793 amino acids. Gene Ontology annotation, molecular function: protein binding; poly(A)-specific ribonuclease activity. NCBI's taxonomy places the organism in Eukaryota, Fungi, Ascomycota, Sordariomycetes, Sordariales, Sordariaceae. Gene Ontology annotation, biological process: nuclear-transcribed mRNA poly(A) tail shortening.